Molecule: messenger RNA, 1248 nt
Organism: Ustilaginoidea virens
Lineage: Eukaryota; Fungi; Ascomycota; Sordariomycetes; Hypocreales; Clavicipitaceae
Exons: 2
Coding region: 1-1248 (415 amino acids)
Cellular component (GO): intracellular anatomical structure
Molecular function (GO): NADP binding; NADPH dehydrogenase activity; FMN binding
Source: RefSeq, a predicted model, not a curated record
AUGGUUCGAUUUGACCCCCGCAACAAGGGACAGGCUGGAGUGCCGUUUUAUACUCCGGCCCAGGAACCCGCUGCCGGCACGGCAGCAGACCCUGCUUCGGCCCCGACGCUGUUCCAACCGCUGCGUAUACGCUCUCUCGAGCUUCACAACCGAUUUGUCGUGUCGCCCAUGUGUCAGUAUAGUGCUGACAACGGCCACCUGACCGACUAUCACCUGGUCCAUCUCGGCCAGUUUGCCUUCAAGGGCGCCGCCGUGGUCUCGGUCGAAGCUACCGCCACCGAACCCAGAGGCCGCAUCUCGCCGCAGGAUUCCGGCUUGUGGCAAGAUUCGCAAAUCGAGCCGCUGCGUCGCAUCGUCAACUACGUCCACAGCCAAAACACGAAAGCGGCCAUCCAGAUUGCCCAUGCUGGUCGCAAGGCAAGCACUCUCGCGCCCUGGAUCGGCGGGUCCGUUCACAAGGCGUUGGCGGAGGAGGCAGACGGUGGGUGGCCUGACGACGUUGUUGGGCCCAGUGCCAUUCCGUUUGGCCCAGGUUAUGCCGAGCCCAAGGAGCUGUCUGCAGAAGAGAUUGGCGCUCUGAUCCAGAGCUUCGCCGAGUCGGCAGUUCGUGCUGUCAAGGCUGGCUUUGACAUUGUUGAGAUUCACGGCGCUCACGGCUAUCUCAUUACCGAAUUUCUCUCGCCGCUCUCAAACCAUCGAACCGACAAGUACGGCGGUAGCUUUGAAAACAGAACCCGCUUUCUCCGUGAAAUCAUCGAGGCUGUUCGCGGCGUGAUUCCUGAAAAAGUGGCUCUCUGGGUCCGAAUUUCGGCCACCGAGUGGAUGGAGCAUGCUGGGAAGCCUUCGUGGGACCUGGAGAGCAGCAUCAAGCUGGCCAAACUCCUCCCCGCUCUCGGCGUUGAUGUGCUUGACGUCAGCAGCGGUGGCAACAGCUUCGAACAGAAAAUCCCACACGUAAAGACGUACCAGACCAAUCUGGCAAGGGAGAUUCGCAGGGCCCUCCGCGCCGAUAGCCUGGAUCUGAUUGUCGGCUCCGUGGGCAACAUCGACACUCCCGAGUUCGCCAGAGACAUUGUUCAGGAAGGUGGCGAAGAACAGUCGGCUGAUUUGGCCCUAGCGGCGAGACAGUUCCUUCGGGAGCCGGAUUUCGUCUUGAAGGCUGCGGACAAGCUAGGGGUUCCCGUCAAGUGGCCUGUCCAGUAUCACAGGGCAGAGCCAAAGAGUGUGCACGACGCGUUCAAGCUCUAG